Rana temporaria (common frog) is the source of this 1511-nucleotide messenger RNA. Its product is annotated as cyclin-dependent kinase 5 activator 1-like. NCBI's taxonomy places the organism in Eukaryota, Metazoa, Chordata, Amphibia, Anura, Ranidae. The transcript has a single exon. The coding region runs from base 249 to 1130 and encodes 293 amino acids. Gene Ontology annotation, cellular component: cytoplasm; protein kinase 5 complex. The record is from RefSeq and is a predicted model, not a curated record. Gene Ontology annotation, molecular function: cyclin-dependent protein serine/threonine kinase activator activity; protein kinase binding. Gene Ontology annotation, biological process: brain development; positive regulation of cyclin-dependent protein serine/threonine kinase activity; activation of protein kinase activity.
GGGGGGAUUGGCGAGACCACUGAGCUCUUGUUUACCAGCGUGCCCUAAUCGGGAGAAGGGGGGGGGAGAGAUAAAGCUGCAUGUGUCCUGCAAUGCAGGCAACAAAGAACUGCCAGUUUCAUUCCUCCGCCGGUAAUUAAUUCUCCCUGAGAAGAUUGGAUCUUUAUUGGACUAAUUGCUUUUUCUCCGAGGUCGCUCCUCCCAGUCAUCGGGUUUUUUUUUUUCCUGGUGAAGAUCUCUGUUGAGCAAUGGGCACGGUCCUCUCCCUGUCUCCGGGUUCCCGGAAAGCCAGCCUCUACGACGACGGCUCGGGUUCCCUGGCGCAUUACAACAGUGUCAGCAAGGGCAGCGGGCAGAAACCCGAUAAGGCUUUAAAGCGGCACUCCAUGUUUAUCCCCGCCCUGACCUGGAAAAGGCUGGUGGCUUCCACCAAAAAGAAGACCUCGAGGAAGGGAACCGCCAACAGCAAUUACCAGAAGGACGUUGCCCACCUGAACCACGAGAAUGUGAAAAAGUCCUUAUCCUGUGCCAACCUCUCCAGCUUUGACAACCAGCCUCUCGCCCCGCUCACGUCCAAGCAGAUAUCCUCCAUCAAGAAUGUCUCCGGCACCACCGGCGGCGGCUCUCCAAAGAGGGUUAUAGUCCAAGCCUCCACCGGCGAACUACUCAAAUGCCUUGGGGAAUUCCUUUGUAGGAGGUGUUACCGGCUGAAACAUUUGUCACCGACAGACCCAAUUCUAUGGCUGCGCAGCGUGGACCGCUCCUUGCUUCUUCAGGGCUGGCAAGACCAGGCCUUCGUCACUCCCGCCAACGUGGUGUUCGUCUACUUGCUUUGCAGGGAUGUCAUCGAUGGGGACUCUGUGGCCACCGAACAUGACUUGCAAGCCACUCUGCUGACCUGCCUGUAUCUCUCCUACUCUUACAUGGGCAACGAGAUCUCUUACCCUCUCAAGCCUUUCCUGGUGGAAACCGGCAAAGAUGCCUUCUGGGACCGAUGUCUUUGCAUCAUUGACGCCAUGAGCGCCAAGAUGCUGAGAAUUAACGCCGACCCGCACUACUUCACCCAGGUGUUCGCCGACCUAAAAAACGAGGGCAACCGCGAUGAGUUCUCCAGAGUGUUAGACCGGUGACUGUCCAUGGAGAGACAAGGUCCAGCUCUUUUACAGCACUUGAAGGCCAGAUCCUACACGUAAUGUUUGCUGGCCAACCUUGAUCCAGUAGCCAAAAAAAAAAAAAAAAGAAGAAUACGAAAUGGGACCACAUUCAACCUUUUGUGCAUUGCCUACGUUGAGCCGUGGUGGAAAUUUUUUUCGAGGCAUCUUUGGCCACCAUCCAACGUGCAUCUUUUAUUUUUUAGGCCAAAAAGUGCCUGGCGCUCACCACCUCUUAUUCCCUCUAGUGUUCUCCGAGGGCCGCACGUUGUUUUUUUUUUCCUCACUACACCUUGGUAGUGGCUGCUCAUACUCAUUCCAAAGCGAAGCAAUCCCCCAAACCUUUCUGUAAAAAAAAAA